AAAUGAGAGUUGGUUUGUUGAGCUUCUGUUGUUGAAGGGUCACGUUUCAGAGCAUUGAUGAAAGGACUUGUCUCCUCUCAGGAGUCUCCGUCCUGCUGGUUGGACGGAGCCAUCGCUCACCUCUCAGAGAUCAUCCAGCUGGAGGACGUGCCCUCGAUCCAGAUGGAGGUCGGGGUCCUGGUGCGGGAGUUUCCAGACGUCAGGAAGAAGCACGUGUCGGCCAUCUUGAACAUCCGGGGCCUGACGCGUCAGUCGGAGCGUCAGGAGAUCCUGAACAUCGUGAAGGACCUGGAGAGCAGCGAGGCGGCGGGCGGUUCGAUGCCGACGCGCGAGCGCCUGCUGUUCCACGAGGUGCCGGUCACCUCCGAGGUGCCCUGCCUGAACCUGGGUCUGAGCCGGGUCGCCCUCAGCGCCUCGGCCUGCUUCACCGCUCUGAGGCCGAGGCAGAGGAGAGGCAGGAAGACCAGCCAGGAGACCACAGAGGACGGACUCUGAGAAGAGACCAGGAGGAAAGACCAGGAGGAAAGACCAGGAGGAAAGACCAGGAGGAAAGACCAGGAGCAAUGACCAGGAGGAAAGACCAGGAGAACACAGAGGACGGACUCUGAGAAGAGACCAGGAGGAAAGACCAGGAGGAAAGACCAGGAGGAAAGACCAGGAGCAAUGACCAGGAGGAAAGACCAGGAGAACACAGAGGACGGACUCUGAGAAGAGACCAGGAGGAAAGACCAGGAGGAAAGACCAGGAGCAAAGACCAGGAGGAAAGACCAAGAGAACACAGAUGUCGGACUCUGAGAAGAGACCAGGAGCAAAGACCAGGACUAAAGACCAGGACUAAAGACCAGGAGCAAAGACCAGGAGGAAAGACCAGGACUAAAGACCAGGAGGACACAGAGGACGGACUCUGAAAUUGAAAACGUUGAAUACAUUUCUGACCUCUUUAGGAUCAUAAAUGGCAGUUUGGAAUCCGUAAAACUUUAAAACUGCCCAAAAUGCAUCAAAUCAGUCGACAGAGAGCACAAACGCAUAUGAAGACAAUCGCGUCUAAAUGACUUAGCCCAUUUUUUACAGUUUUGAAGUGUUUUCUUUUGUUGUGGUAAUAGUUUGUAUGUUGAAUCAAUUCCUUUUUUAGGAUCCUUUAUGGCAGUUUUGAGUCCCCCGAAAACUUUUAAAUCGACCCAAAAUUAGAAAAAAAGAUUUAGUCUAAACCCUGACGACGCCCACUGAAACUCAGGGCAGUUUUGAGUGCCAGAAAACUUUUAAUAUGACCCAAAAUGCAUCAAAUCAGUCCACAGAGAGCACAGAAAUGUCCACUUUCUGCUAUUUUUGGUCCUGAAAAUGUCAGAAAUGAUUCAGCCAACCUCCAAAACCACUUCAAAAUUGUCCGGAGAACCCAGACGACGUCCUCUGAAACUCAGAGAGAAAAGACGAAGAUGAAAGCCAGCGCCAGCACAUAGAAACUGCUGGAUACUAACCUGCAGAUAAGAUAAGAAGUACUUCAUUGAUCCCAAUAUGGGAAAUGUUUGUAUGUUGGGACAUGUACACAGUUAGUAGAAACAUAAGUUGAGUUCAUUAGCAUUUAAAGACAAUAGCUUCUAAAUGGCCGAUUUGGGCAUUUGCCCUGCCUGAACCUGGGUCUGAGCCGGGUCGCCCUCAGCGCCUCGGCAGGUUUCACUGCUCUGAGGCCGAGGACCAGGAGGAGGACCAGGGGGAACAGCAGGGAGAACCAGGAGAACCAGGAGGAGGUGCUCUGAGGACCAGAACCAGGAGGAGGACCAGGAGAACCAGGAGGAGGUGCUCUGAGGACCAGAACCAGGAGGAGGAGGACCAGGGGGAACAGCAGGGAGAACCAGGAGAACCAGGAGGAGGUGCUCUGAGACUCAGGGAGAAAAGACCAGGAUUGAGAAUAACGCCAGGAGAGUGAACCAGGUUUUUUUUUAGGAUCAAAAUGGCAGUUUUGAGUCAAAUAGAAAAGUCAGAAAAAGUUAUUGCGAGCAACCAGAGGACGUCCUCUGAAAUUGAGAACGUUGAAUACAUUUUUGACAAAUUUGACAGUUCCCAACGACGUUUAAAUCGACCCAAAAUGAAUCAAAAUCAGUCCACACCAAAGUCAAAGUCAGCUUUAUUGUCAAGAAUUCUACAUGUUGUACAUCCAGAAAUAUCGUUUCUCGAGGUCCUACAGUGUGACAUAUAGACAUCAAACAACAACAACAAAACAAAAAGGGCCUAGAUAACCGGGGUAUACAGUUUAAAAUGUUAAUAAUAUGUUAAAGUGUUCAGCGGAGAUGGCAGAAAAGUGACUGGUGCUGGAUGAGGGAGGUUGGUUUUGUGUGUGUGUGUUAGGGUUAGACCUCUAACCCUAACCCAACAUCAAUUUAUGCUAAUGUGUAAAUGUCCCAACAUCUGCAGGUUAGCAUCCGGCAGCUUCUAUGAGCUGCAGACCCUACUCUACAUUUCUCUCAGAACACUUUGGGGUCUCAACAUGUCCGGAUGGCUUUGAGACUCUGAGCUGUUUUCUGAAGAGCUAACGUUGUCUCAAUAUCUUCUUCUGACCUUUCUGUUUCUGAUCUGCAUCUUUAAUGUGACUUUGAAAGAACUGUGUGAACAGCCCAUCAGUACGGAGGCCGACGGGAGCAAACGUGCACAAAACACUUCUUUAGUAGAAAUACGCUGCAGAUAUUCAGGAAAACCCUGACGACGUCCUCUGAGUUUCUACGAGCUUUCCAUCCGUUGUAAAGUCUAAUAGAGGUCUUAAUGUCCAACAUCUAUCAAAGUCAGUCCACAGAGAACAAAGAUGGACAACUCUGGUUAAACCUGACAUUUCUUAUCCUGAAAUGUCAAAGCAUCCUCAAUAACCCACAAAAACACUACAAAACUGCCAAGACAUUGUUUAACUAUUGUCUGCAAAGCUAUCUAAUGCUGAUAAACGCAGUCCAGGACUCUGUCUAAUAUCUUUAAUCCACUUUGAAUGAGUUUCUGAUUUAGAUUUCUCCCUUUCAGAAUCUGGAGCACAUGUUUGUAUAUUUGAACGCGGGGUGAUGCACAUGUCUUCACUUCGCUGAUCAACCUGGUUUACCGCGGCAGAACGAACCCUAAAAAUAAACCGAGAGCUCGCUUUUUAAAUGGGAAAAAGUACAAAUAUAGCUCAGAAAAUGAUGUUCUAGUUUGAAACAUGCACUUUUAUUGGUUAAUCAUUCCCUUAGAUGCUUUAGACUUCCUGACUAAAGGGACACCUGUGAGGACUGAAAUGCAUUGUGGGAAAACAGUCAGGCUUGCUGCGUUUAAUCUGUGACCCUUCAGAUAAUCUGGUUUAAACUCUUUUAUUAAAUGCAGUCGCUAUAAUCCACAGGACGCAGAAA
This is a messenger RNA of Gymnodraco acuticeps, 3359 nucleotides long. RefSeq names its product exocyst complex component 3-like protein 2. The record is from RefSeq and is a predicted model, not a curated record. Gene Ontology annotation, cellular component: exocyst. Gene Ontology annotation, biological process: exocyst localization; exocytosis. Bases 58 to 495 code for a protein of 145 amino acids. The transcript has 2 exons. NCBI's taxonomy places the organism in Eukaryota, Metazoa, Chordata, Actinopteri, Perciformes, Bathydraconidae. Gene Ontology annotation, molecular function: SNARE binding.